CUAGUGACAGUCAAACAUAUGGUGGAGAUUACAUAGAAAAGUGUAGUGGAAACUGUUUGAAUGGUGAAACAUGUGAUCGGUUUACAGGAAAAUGUAGUUCUUGUUCUGCAGGAUGGAAAGGUCCAAUGUGUAAUAUUUCAUGUGAAAACGGUGAAUAUGGGAAAGACUGCUUAGAAGACUGUAAUGAAAACUGUUUGAAUGGUGAAACCUGUGACCGAUUCUUUGGAAACUGCAGUAACUGUUCUGCGGGAUCGAAAGGUCCUAUGUGUAAUGUGUCAUGUGACAGUGGAGAAUAUGGGAGAGAUUGCUUAGAGAAGUGUAGUGGAAACUGUUUGAAUGGUGAAACAUGUGAUCGGUUUACAGGAGAAUGUAGUUCUUGUUCUGCAGGAUGGAAAGGUCCAAUGUGUAAUAUUUCUUGUCACAGCGGAGAAUACGGAAAAGAUUGCCUAGAAAAGUGUAGUGGAAACUGUUUCAAUGGAGACACCUGUGAUCGCUUUAAUGGAAGCUGUAAUAAUUGUUCUGAUUUAUGGAAAGGUGUACUCUGUAACACAUCUGUAUGUUUGCCGGGAACAUAUAUGAUAUCGGAUACCGAAUGUCAUAAGUGUCCCAUUGGCGAGUUCCAGGAUGAGAUUGAUCGAACUUCCUGUAAGAAAUGUCCUCUGGAGCAGAACACAACAGAAACUACAGGCGCACGUUCCGAGAGUUAUUGUAUUGCCUCUUGUGAGGAUGGCACCGAGUUUAACCGAAAUUCUCGCACUUGUAAGGAGUGUCCAAAAGACUUUUAUACCAACAGGAGUAUCUCAGAGUACUGCAUCAUGUGUCCCACAGGGUACAUCACAAAUGGAUCCAAGUCAGCUUCGUGCUUCAAGCGACAAGAAAAUAUAACAAGUACUCCCAUACCACCGAAAGAGCAGAAAUAUUCAUUUAACCUUAAAUACAGAGCGAAUGUCAAUUGUUCAGAUGAAGAAGCUAAAAAUGCGCUCUUGCAACAAAUAAGGAAAAAAGUAAUCGGUCGACUUAUUGAAUUAGCAAAGCAGUAUCCUAGUAUGUGCAACAGAGAAAACGUUAGUGAGUGCUUUCAAUCGGUGAAGAUAGGUUUAAAGGCAUGCAAGGCAACAAACAGGAAAAAGAGAUCCAUGGAUUCUUUUGGUUUAGAUAUUACAGGAGACAUUCAAGUCAAAAGUCCAACAGUAACAGAUAGUAAUAAACCUGCAAAAAUUGUUCAAACUGAAACAGUUCUACAGGAGGACAUAGACACACAGAAAACAGAAUAUUCACCACAGGGAGUAACAUUAAUUGAUUCAACAUAUAUGGGGAAAAUAUAAAAUGUACAAAUGGCACUGUCAUUAUGGCGACAAUGUGACCAUUGCAAAGAAGAAACAUGCCAUAAAUCUACGAUGGAAAUACAUGAGAAAUGUCCAAAAUACAUCUAUCGGGAUAGCACAUGACAGGGAGUGUUAAGCUUUGUCCUUUAAUCAAUUUUGCCUUGUCAGAAGGUUCAAUAUCACAAACUCUGUGUUUGGACAAUUUUUAAUUUUAAAAAAAUGGUACGGUACACUUGUGUCGUAGAGGAUAUGACUUAUGACUUGUUGGCUGCUCUUCGUAAAGCUGUUUUAAUCUUUCAAUAUGAUGCAGAUGUGUACAGGUUUAUAAGAUGUAAAUAAUCAUCGCUUACAUGUACAGGGUCAGCAAGUUAGAGAAACUUAUAGAGGAAUAAUUACUUUCUUAGACAUUAUCGUAAUUUCGAAUAUGUUAUUUUCAUAAGAAUUAACAUGUUUUGGUAUUGUUCAUUAAACAUUCAUUCAUUG
Saccostrea cuccullata (small rock oyster) is the source of this 1808-nucleotide messenger RNA. Its product is annotated as multiple epidermal growth factor-like domains protein 10. Gene Ontology annotation, molecular function: scavenger receptor activity. The record is from RefSeq and is a predicted model, not a curated record. The transcript is spliced from 10 exons. The annotation marks the transcript as partial. NCBI's taxonomy places the organism in Eukaryota, Metazoa, Mollusca, Bivalvia, Ostreida, Ostreidae.